GUCCCGGUGUUUGUCCCAGUAAACGUCCCGGUAAAUGUCCCAGUACGUGUCCCGGUACGCCUUUUUCCUGUGGGCGAGGUCGACCAGCCUCCCAAAUUUGAGGUGUGGUCGUCACAGCCCAGCAAUUACUGUUGCAUCCGCUCCAGUUUCUUGCCCCGGCAAGUGUCCCGGUAUGUGUCCCGGCAAGUGUCCCGGUAUGUGUCCCGGCAAGUGCCCCGGCAUGUGUCCCGGCAAGUGCCCCGGCAUGUGUCCCGGCAAGUGCCCCGGCAAGUGUCCCAGUACAGUAUUGCCAUGAAUAAAUGCGGCGCAAUCCCACGUGUGAUUUUUGGGAGUGGUCACUAGGUGCUCUUUAUUAAAAAUCUAAAAGCAAUGAUGGCAAGAAGAAGUAGCAGGCGCCCUUCAACUUACAACGUUCAGUCUAUUCUUGAAAGAGUUAGUUUAGUGAUUAGUGAUGUUCUGGCAGCUGUCAGGGAUUCCUCUGUGGAGGAACAGUCACAUGGUUUACACUUGCGUUUGUCUGAAGCUCAAAGACAAAUUGAACCUCUGUCUGAGGUGAUUGGAUCACACAUACACCAAGAAAUUACAAGUUCUUUGUCUGAAAUGUUAUCUAUUCUAUCGAGGCUCAGAGACAGCAGAAACUACCCGUACAGAUCAAGUACUGUACGUGAAGGACAGAGGGGCAGGCCUUCAGUCGUCAUAUCUCGUCACCAGCUGGAAACUUUACUUGGGUUAAACUUCACUGUUCCCCAAAUGGCCGAGCUGUUAGGAGUAUCUGUUUCAACUUUGACAAGAAGAUUACGUAACUACGGACUAAGUGUAAGGCAGAUGUACUCGGACAUCACUGAUACACAGCUGAAUGAACUAGUGUCGAGGAUAAACCAUCAAUUUCCAAGUGCUGGGUACAGAAUCGGCUCAAGUUUGCUCCAAGGUAUGGGACACAGAGUCCCUGAACGACGAGUCAGGGAGUCUAUGCGACUUGUCGACCCAAUAUCAGUGGCGUACAGGCACAGUAGACGAGGUACUGUUGAUCGACGCAGGUACAAUGUACCAUAUCCUAAUGCUAUGUGGCAUGUGGAUGGAAACAUGAGUUUGAUACGCUGGGGGUUUGUAGUGCAUGGUGCAGUGGAUGGUUACAGUCGACUCAUUACCUACCUACAUUGCUCUACAAACAACUAUGCAGAAACUGUUUUCAGUCAAUUUAUAACAGCUGGAGAACGAUUUGGUUUCCCAUCAAGAACGAGAUCAGAUAUGGGUGGAGAGAAUGUAGAUUUAGCACACUUUAUGGUAUUGUUAAGAGGUGAAGGUCGUGGAAGUCAUCUUACUGGUCGAUCUAUUCACAACCAAAGAAUUGAACGCUUAUGGCGAGAUGUAUUUGCAGAUAGUUUGAGUUUGUUCUACCAUCUUUUCUAUUUUAUGGAAAGCAGAGGAAUACUAGACUGUGAAAACCCCGAACAUUUGAAUGCUUUACAUUAUGUGUAUACACCUCGUAUCAACGACAGCUUGCAAAUGUUUUCUUCUGCUUGGAAUAUUCAUCCUAUAAGAACAGAACGAAAUUUAACUCCAAUGCAAUUGUGGGUGACUGGAAUGAUGCAGAAUUUUGGCUCUAAUCAUUUACCAAUUCGUGAACUGUUGAGUCAUGAAUCUAAUGAGCUUAAUGACAGCACAGCAUCUGAAAGUGAAAGUGAGAGUGAAGACUAUUCACAUAAUUUGCAUUCCACUGUUGAUCCACUACAACAUAGUGAUGCCUGGGGUGUAGAUUUGUAUGUUGAUGCACUGUCCGUUCUGUCUAGCUAGUUGAUAAACAUUUUGAUGUUCAAGUCAAUAAUUAUGUUAGUAUAAUUAUGCUUAAUAUGUCAGUAUGCUUCUUUAAUCAUCA
This is a messenger RNA of Halichondria panicea, 1876 nucleotides long. RefSeq lists its product as uncharacterized. The coding region runs from base 370 to 1794 and encodes 474 amino acids. The record is from RefSeq and is a predicted model, not a curated record. Gene Ontology annotation, biological process: DNA integration. Gene Ontology annotation, molecular function: nucleic acid binding. Lineage: Eukaryota; Metazoa; Porifera; Demospongiae; Suberitida; Halichondriidae. The transcript has 2 exons.